Salvelinus sp. IW2-2015 is the source of this 576-nucleotide messenger RNA. Its product is annotated as grainyhead-like protein 2 homolog. The record is from RefSeq and is a predicted model, not a curated record. NCBI's taxonomy places the organism in Eukaryota, Metazoa, Chordata, Actinopteri, Salmoniformes, Salmonidae.
GUUCCUAAAGAAAAGAGAUUGUUGCCCAUCGCCAAAGUGGUUGAAAUUUCAGAGGAGCAGGAAAAGAGGGGAGCCUCGGGGACCAGCAUCAACGGCCAGCAGGGUGACAACAUACAGAUGGUGGACAACCGAGUCCAGGUGCUGAAGUCUGUCCCAGUCAACCUGUCCCUCAACACUGACCACCUGGACAAGAGAGUCAACMUGUCCCUCAACACUGACCACCUGGACAAGAGGGAGGAGUACGGGUCGGGGACGGGUGACGGACCUGGGGCUAUUGCCUUGGUGAAGGCAGAGAUGUAUGCCCCGGUGUUCAUGGGCCCUGGGGUCGGGACGGGGGUGCACUACCGAGUGGAGGGCGAGGAGCAGGGGUCAAGGGUCGUCUAUGAACAGAUGAGUCCGUAUGUGUCCGAUGUGUCAACAGUUAGUCACGGAGGAUACGUUAAGGAGGACCAGCGCAGCACGCCUGAUGACAGCCCGUAUGAAGAGGAGAGCGAUGUGGCAGGGGAUAACUUUCAGUACAAGCUGGAAAAGCAGCCAGGUCAGCUGCGUGUGAAGCAGGGGGGGAGGGGCCCAUGA